Messenger RNA from Ricinus communis (castor bean), 2215 nucleotides. RefSeq names its product RNA polymerase sigma factor sigB. The transcript has 7 exons. Lineage: Eukaryota; Viridiplantae; Streptophyta; Magnoliopsida; Malpighiales; Euphorbiaceae. Gene Ontology annotation, molecular function: DNA-binding transcription factor activity. The record is from RefSeq and is a predicted model, not a curated record. Gene Ontology annotation, biological process: DNA-templated transcription initiation; regulation of DNA-templated transcription. Bases 245 to 1984 code for a protein of 579 amino acids.
UUGUCUCUCUCUCGUCCGCAGGCAGGCAGGGGGUCUCACAAGUCUCCUUAUCCGUUUAUAUUAUCUCAAAACCCAAAAAUUCCCACCUCUUUCUCUUUCCUUUUUUUCUUCUCUCUGUACAGAAAGUUUCAAACUUCCAAUAUCUUCUGUAAACGAUACAUGCUCCUCACAUGGGUUUUGGAGAUUAAAGAGUUUAAUUGAAUGAAAAUCAAACAAUUACUAUCAGUAGCUGCAGAAGAAGUGGAUGAUGUCUUGUUUGCUUCCACAGUUUAAGUGCCAACCUGACACUUUCUCUAUCCAUUUUAGAGCUAACUACUUUCACUUUUCUAACGUUACUCAAUCCACAGCAAAGAGUAGAGAGCCGAUAUAUUACCGAGCACAAUGCAUUUUGUCCACCACAUCACCAUCAACAUCAACCGCAGUGCUUGAUCUGGAGAAGCUGAGAUUACCUUCUUUUGAAGCUCCUUCAGAUUCAAUUGCUCCAAACAGUCCAUGGACAUAUGUAAGGGCAAUUGGUCCUCCCAAAGAGGCUACCUUUGGAUCGACUUUAGCUACAGAAACACUUAUUACAAGUGAUGAGGCUGUAAUUGCUGCAGCUGCUGCCGAAGCAGUUGCUCUUGCAAGAGCUGCUGUCAAGGUUGCAAAGGAUGCAGCCCUUUUGGUUAAAAAUUUCCCUUCUGCAGAAACAGAAAGUAAACUUACGAGUCCAUCUACAAUUGAUGCAUCUAGAUGGCCGCAAUUUACAGAAACAGAAAGAGCCCGUAUUAUAGGAGAUUCUGUGGCAACUGAAACUGGACCAAGAGAAGAAUCUUCCAUGCAAUCGUCCAUCAAAGAAUCCGAUUAUCUGGAGCUAACUCAUAAAGAGCUUGAACUUCUGCAGAAGCAACUUUCUGAGGGUAUAGCUGUGAGAUCAAGGCGCCAAACAGAAAGAAAAGCCAGACGAGCAAGAGCAGUGGAAAAGGCUGCUUCAAGUGUUGUUUCUGUGAAGCCUGGUUCUACCAGCAAGAAAAAGCGUGGUUCUCUACAGGAAGUGGACUAUUCUGAUCCAUUACGUUACUUGAGAGGCACAACAAGCACUUCCAGGCUUCUUACUGCUAGUGAAGAAUUGGAAUUGUCUGCAGCAAUACAGGACCUAUUGAAACUUGAAAGGCUCCAGGAGGAGCUUGCGGAGCGUUACGGAGGGCAGCCCACCUUUGCACAGUGGGCAGCUGCUGCAGGGGUAGAUCAGAGAACUUUAAGGAAGCGCAUAAACCAUGGUACAAUAUGCAAAGACAAAAUGAUAAAAUCCAACAUACGGCUUGUUAUUUCAAUUGCUAAAAAUUACCAGGGCGCUGGGAUGAAUCUCCAAGAUCUUGUUCAGGAAGGUUGUCGAGGACUUGUAAGAGGUGCAGAGAAGUUUGAUGCUUCAAAAGGUUUCAAAUUCUCAACAUAUGCUCAUUGGUGGAUUAAACAGGCAGUGCGCAAGUCUCUUUCUGAUCAAUCUAGGACAAUACGCUUGCCAUUUCACAUGGUGGAGGCAACAUACAGAGUGAAGGAAGCAAGAAAGCAAUUAUAUAGUGAAAAUGGAAGACAUCCUGAUGAUGAAGAAGUUGCAGAGGCAGCUGGACUUUCAAUGAAGAGGCUUAGUGCUGUACUUCUAACUCCAAAAGCUCCAAGAUCUCUCGACCAGAAGAUUGGGAUGAACAUGGAUCUUAAACCUUCGGAAGUAAUAGCAGAUCCUGAAGCGGAAACAGCAGAAGAGCUGCUAAUGAAGCAAUUUAUGAAGCAGGACUUGGAGAAGGUGCUGAACACUCUCAAUCCAAGGGAGACUCAAGUGGUGAGAUGGAGAUUUGGAUUGGAGGAUGGAAGGAUGAAAACAUUGCAAGAGAUUGGAGAGAUUAUGGGUGUUAGCAGGGAAAGAAUUCGACAAAUUGAGUCCAGCGCAUUUCGGAAACUAAAGAACAAGAAGAGGACCAAACAAUUGAAGCAGUAUUUACUAGCAUAAGCUACAACAUCUAGAGAUUACAUUGCAUAACAUGCAGCUAGCUAGCUUACCUGAGGCUAUUGUAUUUCAUCUGUAUUUAUUUCUUCAUUUUUCUUUCUCUAGCAAUUGCAAUUGCAAUGUCUGCUUCUGUAAUCUGCUCUGGAAUAUUAGAGUAGUUGUGCAUAGGAACAAAUUUUUUUUGAAUUAAGCAUUUCCCAUUUUUGAAGUACUCAAUGCAAAAUACUUUUAAAA